This is a messenger RNA of Elaeis guineensis (African oil palm), 1416 nucleotides long. Its product is annotated as transcription factor bHLH68. Gene Ontology annotation, biological process: regulation of transcription by RNA polymerase II. Gene Ontology annotation, molecular function: DNA-binding transcription factor activity, RNA polymerase II-specific; RNA polymerase II cis-regulatory region sequence-specific DNA binding; protein dimerization activity. The record is from RefSeq and is a predicted model, not a curated record. Gene Ontology annotation, cellular component: nucleus. NCBI's taxonomy places the organism in Eukaryota, Viridiplantae, Streptophyta, Magnoliopsida, Arecales, Arecaceae.
AAAAAAAAUGAAGUGAGGAAAAAGAAAAUAAAGGAGGAGAGGAAAGAAGGAACACAUAACAAAAGACUCCCCAACCCAUGUAAUUAACCAGAUUCCUCUUAGCACGGCCUGUGCUUUCUUCUCCCAAGCCUCAUCCAAAGAAGGAAAAGAAGCAAAGCUUCCAAAGAUUGACUACUUGAAGGUGGCUGGAAAGGGUGAGAGAACAAGAAGAAGGGUUGAGAGAUCAAGAGAGGCCAAAGGGUUGAGGAAUGAAUAGAGGGGUGUUUCAGAGCUCUCUGGUGCAGCAGAUGAUGGGGGGAAGCCCUAGCUGGAGGGGCAUGAAUAAUAUGAGGCCACCCCCGGAUCAGACUUCUCCUCUCCUACCUUCUGCUUCCUCAUCCUCUUCUUCUUCAGUCUUCCCCCAGUACCACCAGCCUUCAAAUUUCCUUCCCAUGCCCUCCUGGCAUGACAACCAAGAACUGCCAGAGUCAUGGAGCCAACUGUUACUGGGAGGACUGGUCGGGGAAGAGGAGAGAUGUAGCUUCACUACUUUCCAACCUAAAAAGACAGAGAAUUGGGAUGAUCAGAUGGUAUACCCAUCAGCAAGUGCAUACAUGAUUGAUGUAAAGCAGGAGAGUUCUGAAGGUGGAUAUGCCUAUGGCCAUGGAAAUGGAGACAUCCAUGCUUCUAAGUCUCUUCUAGUACCAGUUUCCUCCCCUAUAUCUUGUGUUACAACUAGUUUCAGCAGCAACAUGUUGGACUUCUCGAACAGCAAGGGAGAGAGAAGGCAUCACCAAUCAGAUCAGUCAUCUGAGUGCAACAGCACAGCAACUGGUGCAGCUUUCAAGAAGGCUAGGGUUCAAGGUCCCUCCUCAGCACAAUCUACUUUCAAGGUGAGGAAGGAGAAGCUAGGGGAUAGAAUAACAGCCCUUCACCAGCUUGUUUCCCCAUUUGGAAAGACUGACACUGCGUCUGUACUGCUAGAAGCUAUUGGCUACAUCAGAUUCCUCCAGAGUCAAAUCGAGGCUCUGAGCUCCCCGUACUUGGGCGGUGGAUCAGGAAACGUGAGGCAGCCUGCACAAGGAGAAAGGAGUUGCAUAUUUCCAGAAGACCCAGGUCAGUUGUUAAAUGACAAUUGCACCAAGAAAAGAGGACCACCUGAGCAGGAUGCCAAUGAUGAGCCAAAGAAGGAUUUGAGGAGUAGAGGUCUUUGCCUCGUUCCAGUGUCCUGCACCUUGCAUGUUGGGAGUGACAACGGAGCUGAUUACUGGGCUCCAUCUCUUGGUGGGGGCUUUCGAUAGGUACAACCAGAUCUUGGCACGCUUGAGGCUUUCCAGAUGGACAUAACAUCAUGAGCAGUCACUCUGCUAAAACUGAAGGCUGAUUGCUCAUGAUGCUAUGCACUAUAUAUAUAUAUAUAUAUAUAUAUAUAUAUAU